Messenger RNA from Meleagris gallopavo (turkey), 1338 nucleotides. The record is from RefSeq and is a predicted model, not a curated record. NCBI's taxonomy places the organism in Eukaryota, Metazoa, Chordata, Aves, Galliformes, Phasianidae.
AUGGCCAUGCAGUGGAUGUUACAACAGACUUAUAAUGUAUUUUGUCUUUCAUUUCCCUUGUGUAGCCCACACAUCAUCUUCUUAUCACAGAGUGUAUUGCGUGGAGGGAGCCAUAUCUGUGGAACACGUCUGUGCCAUGAAAUUGCUCACUCUUGGUUUGGAUUGGCCAUUGGUGCUCGUGAUUGGACUGAAGAAUGGAUAAGUGAAGGGUUUGCCACUUUUUUAGAAGAUGUAUUUUGGGCUAGGGCACAACAGCUUUUGUGUGAUGAAGAAAAAGAGCAGCAGGAAUUGAAAGCUUUACUUCGCUGGCGACGACUCAGAGAUGAAGUGCAGAACUCUGAAGAAGAGCUGCAAGUUUUAAGGCCUCGCAAGGAGAGUACAGGAGAAGUGAGUGAAUCUGGAGCAUCUGUUGUCAAACAUGGUCUUAAAGCAGAAAAAGUCUUCAUGCAGGUUCAUUAUUUGAAGGGUUAUUUCCUUUUGCGGUCUCUGGCAAGUAGAUUAGGAGAGGCUUCAUACUUUGCAUCUUUACGAAAAUUUGUCUAUAAAUUCCAUGGACAGCUUGUUCUUUCUCAGGAUUUUCUUUCUACACUGUUGGAAGACAUACCUGAACAAAAAGAGUAAGUGAGAACGAGGUUAGUAAAGUUAUAGAAAAUAGUGGAGUCAGAUUUAAUUUUCAGCAGUGCUAGCCAGAAAUAAGAUUUCACUUAUUAUUUUCUGAAUGUUGCAUUUAAGCAUCUAUCUUUGUCUAUAAAUUCUCAUUCAUGUGUGCAAGCAAUAAUAUAAGAUUUCUGAUAUUGCUAUUCCAUGCUCCCCCCCAAGCCGUGUCUUUAAUGUUAAGGCAGCAUUGAGGUUUUAUAUUCACUGUGUGACCUGAAGUGCCAGGCACAGCUGCUCAGCUUUAUCUAUGAUCCUCCUGCCAGCUGCUUUUGGCAUGUGAAGCCUGAGAGCAAGAAGAAGAGCUUUGCCCUGGAUCUAGGAGAGCAGAGAAGGUUUUUACGCAAGCAGUAGUGUGGUAGUAUCCUCUCCUUGUCACACAGUGUGCCAAAUGAGGGAAAGAUGAAAAACACUUACGGAAAUCCAGUGUUAAGCACCUCUCGUGUCCUUUGAAAUCCUCCUCUGUGUGACUAGCUGAACAUGAUACAGCAUGUCUUUAACAGAAAUUUGAAUCCGUCACUGCAUAUUUGUUGGUUAGUUCUGUAUGAUUGUGGACUGUGCUACAAAUACAGAUUCUUCUACAGUGAACUCUGGCAUAUUUAAAAAAAAAAGCACGUUUACUGGAAAAAACACAUUUUUUGGAAGCAAGAUUCUGAAAGUCUUUAUUGAGUUUAUAUUUUUCCU